Magnolia sinica is the source of this 1212-nucleotide messenger RNA. Its product is annotated as (+)-borneol dehydrogenase 1-like. The coding region runs from base 119 to 943 and encodes 274 amino acids. The transcript is spliced from 2 exons. NCBI's taxonomy places the organism in Eukaryota, Viridiplantae, Streptophyta, Magnoliopsida, Magnoliales, Magnoliaceae. The record is from RefSeq and is a predicted model, not a curated record.
UAUUGUAUUUUAAUCACUAUAGAAACCACCAACCUUUCUCAUUUCUUACAAAGCCAGACCGUUCUAUCUGUUCUGCAAAGGCAAGAGCUCCAUCGAAAUCUCCUUGUUGGUGUGGAAGAUGAGUUCUCCAGCUCCUGCUGUCCCCAAAAGGCUAGAAGGGAAGGUGGCCAUCAUCACUGGCGGAGCGAGCGGGAUCGGAGAGAGCACGGCCCGCCUCUUCUGGGCAAACGGAGCAAAAGUAAUAAUCGCAGACAUCCAAGACAACCUAGGGAACACCAUCUGUGAACAGCUGGGUGGUGAGAACAUCGCGUACGUCCACUGCGAUGUGACCGAUGAGGAGGAGGUACGCAACCUGGUAGACUUUGCGGUGGACAAGUAUGGGAAGCUAGACAUAAUGUACAACAAUGCAGGGAUUAUGGACCCGAAGACGACGAGCAUCCUAACCAUUGAAAAGUCAGACCUGGAAAGGGUCCUGAGAGUGAACCUAGUAGGAAGUUUCCUAGGGACUAAGCAUGCCGCAAGGGUAAUGGUACCGGCACGUAAAGGGUGCAUAUUGUUCACGGGGAGUUCUACCGCCUCGAUCGCAUGCAUGAACGAGCACGCCUAUGUUGCAUCAAAGCGAGGCAUCGUGGGGCUAGCGCAGAACGUAACGGCUGAGCUGGGGCAGUUUGGAAUUCGUGUGAACUGCGUGUCGCCCUACGCCGUGGCGACCAACUUCGUCAAGGGGGCGCUGCCGGAUCAUGACUCUGAAGGAUUCGAGAAGUUUAUGAGCCAAGUGGGGAAUCUCAAGGGUGCGGUUUUGAAGACUGAUGAUGUGGCACGCGCCGCGCUCUACCUUGCGAGCGACGAUGCGAAUUACGUGAGUGGGCUCAACCUUUUGGUCGACGGAGGCUUCAGCAUUGCCAACCCUUCGGUGGCAUUGGCCAUGACCCAGCAACACUAAGACUCUGUACUCAGCCGCACCUGAUCUGCUUUGGCACCAUGAGUCACAGCCCGAGUCCCAAAUCGAGUCAGGACCGAAUUGAGUCGGUCCGAGUCGUUUAACCAUGCUCUCCAGCUUUGUUGUUCCAGCUUUUGAUGUUCCUUGUUGUAUUCACAUUUUUUGUUGUUGCGUUUCUUUUAGGCCCCUUACGUCUGACCUCUAUUAAAAAGUUCGUCAAAGCUUGUUCAGAGUUCAAAUAAAACACUCCCUCUAUUAAAAUCGUUCAAAUU